This is a messenger RNA of Neospora caninum, 462 nucleotides long. RefSeq names its product HIT family protein, related. The transcript is spliced from 3 exons. The coding region runs from base 1 to 462 and encodes 153 amino acids. Gene Ontology annotation, molecular function: adenylylsulfatase activity. The record is from RefSeq and is a predicted model, not a curated record. Gene Ontology annotation, biological process: sulfur compound metabolic process; purine ribonucleotide metabolic process. Lineage: Eukaryota; Apicomplexa; Conoidasida; Eucoccidiorida; Sarcocystidae.
AUGGCGACGGCGACAAAGAAAGACGGCCAGAAGAUCGUGGCUUACGAUCCUGAAAAUGUGUUCAAAAAGAUUCUCGAAGGCAAAAUCCCUUGCCACAAGAUUUUCGAGACGGAGCACGUCAUCGCCAUCCUCGACGCCUUUCCAGCAGUCGAGGGUCACUCGCUUCUCAUUCCAAAGGCGAACGUUGCGUCUGUCUUCGACCUCGAUCCGGAAACAGCGGCGAAUCUGUACAAGGAACUUCCUCGGCUCUGCCGGGCGGUUCAGCAGGCGACGGGGUGCGAAGGCGUGAACGUACUCCAGAACAACGGAAAGGCUGCCGGUCAGGUCGUCUUCCACGCGCACGUGCAUGUCGUUCCCCGGUACUCCGGAGACCAGCUGUUCAAGCAGUUUGCGAGUGCCAAGGAGAUGAUUCAGCCUCCCCAGGCCGAGUCGAUCCUUGCGAAAAUCAAGGCGCACCUCUAG